CCAACUUUCACCGAGGGGUCCUUCGUGCGUCCCACCUUGAUUCUUCGUCUGCGCCCUCCUUCCAGACACGACACGCUAACAGACCGCUCCCUACCCCAAUACUCGCAAAAGUAGACAAGAUGGCGAAGGGAAAGAAAUUCGAUAAGAAGAAUGCGCAGCAUUUUACUCUCGUCCACCGACCGCAAAAUGACCCGCUCAUCCACGACGAAAAUGCGCCUUCCAUGGUGCUGAACCCGGUGCCUCAGAAGGGAGGGUCUUCGAAGGGAAAGCAUCUAAGUGAUCUUGCAUCCGAGCUUGGUUCCGAUGCUGUGAGCAUAAGAGAGAACGAGGGAGAGGCGGCCGAGUACGGCGUCUACUACGACGACACCCAGUAUGACUACAUGCAGCAUCUCCGUGAUCUGAACUCUGGAGGCGGCGAGGCUGUGUGGGUUGAGGCUCCUGCAGCUGCCGAUAAAGGCAAGGGAAAGCAGACGUCGCUCGAGGACGCCUUGCGCCAAAUGGACUUAGAGCACAAGAGCGAGGCUCUGCUCGACGAAUCGGUCCUCCCCAACAAGAACCUCCAGCGAUCAACCUACCAAAACCAGCAGGAUAUCCCCGAUGCCAUUGCUGGUUUCCAGCCCGACAUGGAUCCCCGAUUGCGUGAAGUGCUCGAGGCACUGGAGGACGAUGCGUAUGUGGAUGAAGACGACGAUAUCUUCCAAGAGCUGUCCAAGGAUUCGCGCGAGAUCGACCAAUAUGAAUUCGAGGACCAGUUCGACUACGACGACGAGGAUGAGGGCUGGGAAUCGGAUGGCACCGCUAAGCCGAACAAGGAGUACAGAAGUGAAGCGGUCCCGCAGCUGAUUCCCGUUGAAGGGGAGGCACUGCCAGAGCACCAGAAUGAGGACUGGUUGGAGGAUUUCAAACAGUUCAAGAAGGAUCAGAAGGGCGGCAAGGUCCAGGAAAAAGUCACGCCGUCUGAGAUUCAGUCAUCCAUCUGGACUACGACAACAAUGGGUGGUCGCAAAAAGAAGAGAAAGGGAGCCCUUACCAACCCCUCCGCCUACUCCAUGACCUCAUCAUCGAUGGUCAGAACAGAACAGCUCACGCUGCUUGACGCCAGAUUUGACAAGAUUGAGGAGGAGUACACAAGCGAGAUGGGCGGUGACGACAUGGCCUCCGUCUCCGAAGUCUCAACGGCGACCAGCGUCGCCGGCCCUACCCGAGGCGACUUUGACAGCAUUAUGGACGAAUUCUUGGGCAGCUACACAAAACCUGGAAAGCGAACGAACAAAAAGAACAGACCGCAAACCGGACUCGAGCAACUCGAUGAGAUUAGGCAGGGACUGGGCCCCGCUCGCUUUCGAUCCAAGAACUAUUGAGAACGCUCGGAUCUAGCCACUGGUCAUUGCGAUACCCUCAUUCCGCACAAGACUCACCAAAAGAUCUGUGCCUAGAAAUGUUAUAAUGAACAAAAUGAUGGUUAAUGAUGUUUCACCUGCCUCGCCCGAUAUGUCUCGCCGCUGUUGCCGAAAACGCCAUCCUGUUGAGCCGUAAACUCAUAUGAAUCACGCCACGAAAACUCUUUCUAGACAGUCUACAAU
Molecule: messenger RNA, 1583 nt
Organism: Colletotrichum destructivum
Lineage: Eukaryota; Fungi; Ascomycota; Sordariomycetes; Glomerellales; Glomerellaceae
Product: Putative Low temperature viability protein Ltv1
Exons: 2
Coding region: 120-1361 (413 amino acids)
Biological process (GO): ribosomal small subunit export from nucleus; ribosomal small subunit biogenesis
Cellular component (GO): preribosome, small subunit precursor; cytosol; nucleus
Source: RefSeq, a predicted model, not a curated record